Prunus avium (sweet cherry) is the source of this 1313-nucleotide messenger RNA. It is a transcript of the gene CHLM, whose product is annotated as magnesium-protoporphyrin IX methyltransferase. Gene Ontology annotation, biological process: chlorophyll biosynthetic process. The record is from RefSeq and is a predicted model, not a curated record. NCBI's taxonomy places the organism in Eukaryota, Viridiplantae, Streptophyta, Magnoliopsida, Rosales, Rosaceae. Gene Ontology annotation, molecular function: magnesium protoporphyrin IX methyltransferase activity.
AUCGAGGAAACCCGAACUCUUAUCCUAUCCAGGAUAAGCUCAUCAACUACCCAACUUCCACACAGUCUCUACACUCCACUCUCUCUCUCGCCGGUCGGGGAGAGAAGAAACCAAAGAAGCUAAUCAAAAACAAAAAUGGCAUCUUCAGCCUCACUAUCUUCCCCACUCCACUUCCACAACCCACACCCCAGAUUCUCCCCAAAACCCUCUACCGCCCUAAAACCCACCACCACCGCCACCAAGCCCCUCUUCGCCAUCCCGCCGCCCCUCACAGCGGUCGCCGACGUCGACAGCGCCACCAUCGCCGCUAUCGGUGGCGGCUCGGUAGCCGCACUCGCCGCCGCGCUCUCCUUAGCCGACCCAGAGCGGCGCCGUCGCCUCCAAGCCGAGGAGGUCGGCGGCGGCGACAAGGAGGUGGUGAAGGACUACUUCAACAAGUCCGGGUUCGAGCGGUGGAAGAAGAUAUAUGGCGAGACGGAUGACGUCAACAGGGUUCAGAGAGAUAUUAGGCUUGGGCACUCCAAGACCGUUGAAAAUGUGAUGAAGAUGCUGACCGAUGAAGGAAAGCUUGAAGGGGUUACUGUGUGUGACGCUGGGUGCGGGACGGGGUGUUUGGCGAUUCCGCUGGCGAAGGAAGGUGCUGUUGUCACUGCUGCUGAUAUUUCAGCUGCCAUGGUUGCUGAGGCUGAGAAGCAGGCAAGAGAGCAGCUUCAGUUGAGCAAUCGUGGGUUCUCAGGAGGGCCAGUAAUGCCAAAAUUUGAAGUGAAGGAUUUAGAGAGCCUGGAUGGGAAGUAUGACACAGUGGUCUGUCUAGAUGUUUUGAUUCAUUACCCACAGAGCAAGGCUGAUGCGAUGAUUGCUCAUCUUGCUUCAUUGGCCGAAAAUAGAUUACUUAUCAGUUUUGCACCAAAGACGUUGUAUUAUGAUUUGCUAAAGAGGAUAGGAGAGUUGUUCCCGGGGCCUUCGAAGGCAACAAGGGCAUAUCUACAUGCGGAGGCUGAUGUUGAGAGGGCUUUAAAGAAGGUUGGGUGGAGGAUAAGGAAGAGAGGACUAACCACUACACAAUUUUAUUUUUCGAGGCUAGUUGAGGCUGUUCCUGCUAAAUAAGGAAGAGAGGCCAUAUUUGAGUUCUGCCUUUGCUCUGAUUCCUAAAAAUGCUUAGGAUCUUCCUCUAACAGUUUGUAAAGCUCGUUUACAUGUACGUUCUCAUGAAUCUCAUCCUCUACGUGUAUGUAUGGCGUGUACUAUUUAUACAAGAUGUUGAUGUAUCAAACUUUUGAUGUUAAUGACAAUUUUGUGUUCUUUAUAUGACA